This is a messenger RNA of Dipodomys ordii (Ord's kangaroo rat), 652 nucleotides long. RefSeq names its product protein DDX26B-like. Bases 77 to 571 code for a protein of 164 amino acids. The record is from RefSeq and is a predicted model, not a curated record. Gene Ontology annotation, biological process: snRNA 3'-end processing. NCBI's taxonomy places the organism in Eukaryota, Metazoa, Chordata, Mammalia, Rodentia, Heteromyidae. Gene Ontology annotation, cellular component: integrator complex. The transcript is spliced from 5 exons.
CCGCCAUUUUGGAAGUGAGGUGCGUAGCUGCUGGGCCACUUUAGAGGUGCUCACAGACUCUUAACUUUAGGAAAUAAUGGCUGAUAAAGCAGAUCACAAUCCUAAAAUGCUCACAAGUGAAGUGAAUCCAGUGAAUGAAGAAGUCAUGGUUCCUCUAUCAUCUACUACAGAGAAACAAACCGAAGAGCUGACAUUCAAGAACAAACAGGGAGUAGAAGUAGAAGUCAAGCCUGAGACCUCAGCUAAGGAAAAGACAGAAGGUGACUCAGAAGUUGAAAUGAUGCCUGAACUGGCAGUGGUUCCUGAUCCAUUGACAGCAGAAAAUGAGGAACUCAAUGCUGGUAUAAAACGUGAACUCAAGAAGGAAAUUCAGAACUUGGGAUAUGGAUAUCAGUAUAUCUUCCAGUUGCUUGAGGAAGUGCAGGGACCUCUGGAAAUGAAAAGAGAAGUUGUGCUACAUGCUAUCAGAGAAGCAGCAAGAUUCAAUUGCCAGGAUUUAACUGUACACCUUGAGAGUGCACUGAAAAAAAUCAACUACUAUCUCAACAGAGAUGACUCUCCAGAUACAUAAUUCUGUUUUUGACAUUGAUCAAUAAGAAGCAAGCACUAUCUGUUAUAUUUGAGAACAUGACAGGAUAAUUCAGAAGCCUUG